CGAACAUCGUUUUUGUUCCUCCGUUUCAAGCGUGACUCACUCUUCCUGUCUCCCUUCCAUCCUGGGGUUCGUUCCUUCGUUCGUGUUUUGGAAAACCUCCAAGUUUUCGUUUCGUGCAAGCCCAACAAUGGGGAAAGAACGAGCAAACACCACACAAUAAACGCACAAACUUUUCAACCAACUACAAUAGCAUGAGCAUUCGCGUACCUUUCUUUCUCGGAAUCCUGGCGGUUUCGUCCGUGGACGGAUUCAACAUGGAUGCGGGUGUGUUUGCAAACAAAACCGUUCAUCAGCUUGAGCAGAUGUACAUUGACGAUUGCGCAGUGGACACGUCGCCACAUGGAUACUACGGGGCAUUUUUGCAACCCUGUGAAUUCCAAUUUCGCCAGAGUAAUGUGGCAGAGUUUGACGACAAGGAUGCUUGCUCGGACAAAACCAGUACAUUGGUUGCAAAGCCCAUUCCCAUGAACUGGUUCUUCAAUUCCACGUUUUUGGACGAGGAUGGUUGGAGCAGCGAUGAUUUCCCCUCCGGCGAAGAUCUCCUUUUGUGGCCUGACCAAUGCGUUGGAGUCACACCACGAUGCUACUCUGUCAACGACGAGGCAAUUCAUGAGACAUUGACUCGUAUCUUUUCCUCUGGGGGUAUCCCUGAAGAUGCCACACAUGUCCGCGUGGACUGUCGUUCUGAUGCCAUGGCCUUGAGCCGCGCCAUUGAUGCAUUUGCUGACAACAUUGACAAGCUUGACUUUGAUUUGGAAAGAGUUGCGACUAUAGUUGUCGCCUGGUUGGUCACGGUCUUUCUUGUGGCGUUGGUACUGGCCAUGUGGUGCAUGUACGCCUGUCUUCGUUUAUGCUCCUGCUUUCGUGGCGGGGCAACGUGCAAGCAUCAUCCCGAGACGACACAUGUUUUGCGACGCUCUGAAUACGAGGUGAUAGAAGAGGGCACCGAGAAGGAAGGUUUGCUAGGAGGAGAGGAGCAGCUUCGGAGCUGAUUGAGUGAGAUUCCCUACUAGUAAUCACUGGUUUUAUAAAUACAAUUGUUACCACUCU
Molecule: messenger RNA, 1050 nt
Organism: Seminavis robusta
Lineage: Eukaryota; Bacillariophyta; Bacillariophyceae; Naviculales; Naviculaceae
Source: the annotation of a GenBank genome assembly